Peronospora matthiolae is the source of this 732-nucleotide messenger RNA. NCBI's taxonomy places the organism in Eukaryota, Oomycota, Peronosporomycetes, Peronosporales, Peronosporaceae. The record is from the annotation of a GenBank genome assembly.
AUGGAUGCCAAUGUCGAUGCAAUCGAUACCGAUGAUGAUGAUGACGACGAUGCUGGUAUAUUCAGCAUCGCCAACGACCACCGCAGUGAGGACAAUGAUUCCCUCACUGGCGAAGACAAUAUUCUUUCAGUAUUGCACACGGAGCGCACUGCUGUUGACAAGGAUGAAUCAGCAGAGGAGUUUUUGCUGACUCGCGAAGCGGUUGUCCGCUUCAUUCAAGAGUCUAUUGUAAAUGUAAUAGACAAUCAGAAAAGAAACGCAGACAAACAUGGAAGAGCAACUGUUCUCUCAUUUGAUGAAGGAGACCUAGUUUUGCUGUCUACAGUAAACCUACCAAAACACGCAGUGACAAACGUGGGCAGCAGUAAAUUACUGCCCAAGUACAUUGGUCUAUUUCGUGUGUUGCGCCGAAUGGGCAACGCAUACACGAUUGAAAUGCCCUGUAAGAUUCAUACGCAUCCUACGUUUUGCGUCGGUCGUCUCCGCCCGUACUAUCAGUACGAGCUCGUUUCGAGAUGCGAAGAACACCUCCGCGGUCGAGAGCCGAGACCACCUUCGAGUGGUCCCGUUUCAACGAGCCAGUCUGGUCGACUAGUGAAGCGACCUGUUCACGCAGUUCAGCGAUGUCUCGACGAGCUACAGCCAGCUCGUCACGAAGAUAACGAGUCGAACGUUCGUUCUCAAGUUGCGCGAACGCAAAACAGCACGAUCGUCCGAACGAUCGUGCGUUAG